UAGUGCUGCCUUCACUUGCACCAACAGAGACUUUUUAGACCGUCUGUACCACCAUUUACAUGUAAUGUUGCUGAAAGAAAAGCGGUUCAGAUGGUUAAUACGUUGGUUCGUAUUAAUAAUGACAGAAAGCAGUCACACUGAUGUUAUUUUCAGGUAGAGGCACCGAUAUUCGCCACUUGUUAAACCUCAAAAGCGUCCGACGUUGGAGCUCACGAGCGGACCCUGAAGGCAGCACGACAUCUGCCGCGUGCGCUCACAGCAUCUCCAGCCACUGUUGGUUAACGACAAUGAGAGGGAGCCCGAAAACUGGCUGUGUGAGUUCAGGCGUGUCUCAGCAGGGGACGAGCUCAGCCGGGUGAUAUUUUUUUAGUACUUCCAUCAGUUAUGGCAGCUUUUGGUGGAGCCACGCCGCGAAGCUGAAGUUGGUGCUACUUUGGACAAGAGGAGGCAGUGAUGGACCAAAGGGUGUGAUUAGGACCAACCCAGCUGCCACCCCCCAGUGAACUCUGACCCCCAGGUGCCAUCUGACUCAGGGAUACGAUGGGGCUCCUUUUCUUUCACCCCGGCCCACUCUUCUUCGUCUUCUUUUUCCUCCUCCUCCUGUGCCACCCCUGCAUUUCCAUCAGGCCUCAAGUCCUGGAGCGAGCAUCUGCGCCUGAACAAUCUCAGUCCUCUGACAACUCCACAGAGUCUGAAAAGAAGAAAUGUGCAGGUGUCGUGGUGUGUAAACCCGGCAUUCUGCUGCCAGUCUGGGAGCCUCUUGACCCUCCAGUUGGGGAACAAGCAGGGAGGGCAAUUGUGUACUUCCUCUCUCUCAUGUACAUAUUCCUUGGAGUAUCCAUCAUUGCAGACCGCUUCAUGGCAUCCAUAGAAGUCAUUACAUCUCAGGAGAAGGAGGUGACCAUUACCAAACCUGAUGGGGAAACCACGGUGAAAACCGUGCGGAUCUGGAAUGAAACCGUGUCCAACCUGACACUCAUGGCCCUGGGCUCCUCCGCACCAGAGAUCCUGCUCUCUGUUAUUGAGGUGUGUGGACACAACUUCAAUGCUGGGGAGCUCGGCCCAGGCACCAUAGUCGGCAGUGCGGCCUUUAACAUGCUUGUGAUAAUUGGUCUGUGUGUGUCAGUAAUUCCAGAUGGACAGUCUCGCAAGAUCAAACACCUGCGAGUGUUUUUUAUCACAGCUUUCUGGAGCAUCUUUGCAUACAUUUGGCUCUACCUCAUUCUGGCCGUCAUCUCCCCAGGGAUUGUUGAAGUUUGGGAAGCUGUUGUAACACUGCUGUAUUUUCCCAUCUGUGUGAUGUUGGCUUGGAUCGCUGACCGCCGCCUGCUCUUUUACAAAUACAUGCAUAAGCGAUACCGUGCCGACAAGAGGCAUGGGAUUGUAGUGGAAAUGGAGGGGGACGAUUCCCCCCCACGCAUUGAUGUUAUCAUGGACAGAAAGCUGUCAGACGGCAGUCCAGACCCUGGAAACUCCUCUAGUGUGACUGUGUCUGUGCAGACAGGCAGUGAGCUGGACCAGAACAAAGAUGAGGCAGUCCGCAUCUUGAAAGAUCUGAAGGAGAAGCAUCCAGAUAAAUACCUGGACGAGCUGAUCGAGAUGGCCAACUACUCUGCCCUGGUCCACCGGAAGAAGAGUCGUGCCUUUUAUCGUGUCCAAGCAACACGGAGGAUGAUUGGUGCUGGAAACAUUUUAAAGAAGCACGCCGCAGAGCAGAAACGGCGCGCGUCGGGACAGGAUUUGGACAAGGCGACAUGCUCACAUAUCUGUUUUGAAAGCGUCCAGUACCAAUGCACAGAGAACUGUGGCUCUGUGACCCUGUGGGUGGUUCUCGAUGGAGGCACAGGCCAAAACACGUUCUAUGUAGACUACUGUACAGAAAACGGAUCUGCCAACGCUGGAUCAGACUAUGAGUUCAACGAGGGAACUCUGACAUUCAAACCAGGGGAAACCCGAAAAGAGAUCAAGGUGGGGAUUUUGGAUGAUGACAUGUUUGAAGAGGAUGAACAUUUCUUUGUGCGUCUUCAAAAUCUGAGGUUAGAGGAGGGAGGGAGUGAAGGGACCGGUUCUCCGCCCAAGGCUACACUGGUGGAACCUCUUCUGGCCACAGUCACCAUACUGGACGAUGACCAUGCUGGGAUCUUUACCUUUGGGCAGCAAGUGCUGCGAGUGAGUGAGAGCACUGGCAUGCUGACGGUGACAGUGUUGAGGAACUCGGGCUCCAGGGGCACAGUGGCUGUGCCGUACCAUACUGAGGAUGGUAGUGCCAAGGCUGGAGUGGACUAUGAGGAGGCCAGAGGGGAGGUGGAAUUCACCAAUGAACAGACAAGUCAGACAUUACAGAUAUGCAUUUUAAAUGUGGAGGAGUACGAAAAGCAGGAAAACUUCUUUGUUGUGCUUGAAGACCCCAAGUGGCUGAAGAGAGGAAUUUCUGCUUUACUACUGAACCAAGGCAACCCAACUCCUGAGGAGGAAGAGGCCAGGAGGAUUUCUGAGAUGGGCAAACCUAUUCUAGGAGAGCACAGCAGACUAGAAGUCAUCAUAAAAGAAGCCUGUGAUUUUAAGACUCCCAAUGGAGUCAUAGACCAGAACACUGUGGAUCAUCUCCUCCAAGACACAAAUCUAGCAGAAGUGAUUGGGACUCACUCAUGGAAAGAGCAGUUCAUUGAAGCAGUCACAGUGAGUGCAGGUGAUGAUGAUGAGGAGGAGGGACAGGAGCAAAGAACGCCCAACUGCUUCGACUAUUUUAUGCACAUACUUUGCGUUUUCUGGAAAAUUUUAUUUGCUUUUGUCCCGCCCACCGAGUACUGGAACGGCUGGGCGUGCUUCAUUGUGUCCAUCUCUGUCAUCGGCCUCCUAACCGCCAUCAUCGGAGACCUGGCGUCGCAUUUUGGCUGCACUGUUGGCCUCAGAGACACUGUGACUGCUGUGGUCUUUGUGGCGCUGGGGACUUCACUUCCUGACACUUUUGCCAGUAAAGUGGCUGCCACUCAGGACCAGUAUGCAGACGCGUCCGUGGGAAACGUGACAGGAAGCAACGCAGUCAAUGUGUUUUUGGGCAUUGGCCUGGCCUGGUCCGUGGCUGCGGUGUACUGGGAAGUGAAAGGGAAGGUCUUCCGCGUCGACCCUGGUUCCCUGGCCUUCUCGGUCACACUUUUCACUAUUUUUGCGUUCUUUAGCAUGGGAGUGCUGAUGCUACGCAGGAGGCCGUCCAUAGGAGGCGAACUCGGGGGUCCAAGGAUUCCCAAGGUCCUCACCUCGCUGCUCUUCUUCGGACUCUGGUUCCUGUACAUCCUCUUCUCCAGCCUGGAGGCCUAUUGCCAUAUACAAGGAUUCUGAGAGAGUCAUAAGGUCACACUUACAGACACAGAACUGUGACAGUAACUACCAAUAGGAAUCCAUCAGCCUCACCGUUUGACUCCUGCUGCCAUGGUUUAAAACAUAUACACAACGUGUGACUAUUCUAGUCAGUAGGACUCUUUGUCACAAUACAAAUUAAUUUCUUUUAAAUAUAUUAGAUUAUAGUUAACUGUAUUAUGCCUAAAGGGUAUAGGCAGACAUAUAUUUCUGAUUAUUAAAAUAAUGCUAAUAGUUCACAUCCAGACUUAAAGUUGGUCAUUGUCUUCACUCACACGUAUAAAGCCAAGGAUACUGGUAAAAUGUUGCUUGCACAAAGCUAUGGAGGACCAAUACUGACAUAAGAAAUAAAAGCAUAAAUAUAUAUUUAGUUUUUCCUUGUCCUUACACAUGGGUUUCCGUCAAGAAAUGUAUAUAUUUUCUUUUUCAUUUCCACUAAACGUGUUUUUGUCAAGAGAAGUAGAUAUUUUGUUUUGUCGUUUCAUUAUACAAGCCCUCCUUCUUUUGUCAUUGCCUCCUCUCAUUUUUCUGUUUGUCCGUUUUCUACUUGAUUGUCUACUUUUUCUAACCAGUGAUUAUGUAAAAGAAACAUUCGUAGCUAAUGAUAAUCAAAAAGAAACGGCUUGUUUAAAAGCCCAAGGCUUUUGCCAAAAGAAUACAUCUUAUUUGAUCCAUGAUGGGAAUCUAAUCGCAGCUGAUUGCUGCAGAACUCCAUCGGAAUGUUUCAAAACAUUCUGUGGGAAAAUAGCAGAGAACAGACAAAGCACAAGAAAAGCAGGUUUGGACUAACCAUUAAACUCACAUUCAUUUCAGGCAGAUGACAGCAUUAUGGACUGUGGAAGAG
Messenger RNA from Xiphophorus maculatus (southern platyfish), 4201 nucleotides. RefSeq names its product sodium/calcium exchanger 2-like (gene slc8a2a). Gene Ontology annotation, biological process: sodium ion transmembrane transport; cell communication; calcium ion import across plasma membrane. The transcript has 15 exons. Bases 541 to 3339 code for a protein of 932 amino acids. The record is from RefSeq and is a predicted model, not a curated record. NCBI's taxonomy places the organism in Eukaryota, Metazoa, Chordata, Actinopteri, Cyprinodontiformes, Poeciliidae. Gene Ontology annotation, cellular component: sarcolemma; axon; postsynapse. Gene Ontology annotation, molecular function: calcium:sodium antiporter activity.